AGGGGCUCAAUCAUGCAAAAUUUCUAUGUUCAUUUACUAUGCUGAGGGUUGGGGAAUCAUCUUUUGAGGUCUGGGGAAUGUCAUGUGUGGCUGCUCCUGCCGAUACAGGAGAGCACAGACAACAAUAGACUCAGCUCAGAACAUUUAUCCACAUAUUUCUAUUUGGACAAAUAGAAAUAGAAAGUAAAUCAUAGCCAGGUUCACUGGCAGUUCAAGGUCCAUGGGCCAUAUAAACAGUUGAAGACAUGAGUGAAGCGGCGCGCAGUGCAGAGGAGCUUAUCAGUCUGCUGCAGGAAUACAAACAGAGCCUCCAGGAUGUCAUGCAGUUCAAAUGGACCUCCUCAGACAACACAAGUGACCAGGAAACAGGGGAGCGGUUUGCUGAUCUCUCAAAAGUGGCAGAUGAAAUACAACAUAUGCUCAAGGAUGGUGUUGUUUUCACAACUCUUCACACAGAUUUGGAAUCAGGUUUACGUUUCUUCAAGAAGGUGGUACAGAAGAACAGACCUGACCCAGUGCAACCUUUGGGAGCAGGAGAUUCCAGCCCAUCUAGGCAUUUAGUGAGGCUGUCAGUAGAAGAAAGGAGACGACUCAAGAGGCAUGGUUCUGCUAUGGACCAGUUUUUGUCAGACAAUCGAAACAAUAAAGAACAACGGUUUUCCAAAUCAUUUGCAAAUAUUGAUCAACCUGACAGUCACAGUGCUUGUUUUCCAACCCAUGCCGACAUGGGGUGCUCUACAUUCCCUGAAUGUUGUGAGCCACUAUUACAGGAAGAGGGAAAUGGACAUUUUAAAUACAUGUUGAAGCCUCAGUCAGCUGGCCUUUAUAAGUGCAAGCUAACAGGCCUGAUGUUUAAAAUGGAGACAGCGGGUGAGCUGGAGUAUCACUCAGUACGAUGGGGAGAUAAGCUGGAGAAUCUUAACUAUGAACCGGCAGGGCCACUUUAUAACAUCAACUGCUUACACGGGAGUCUGGUACAGAUACAUUUUCCACACUGUGAGAUUAUUUCAGAUGGGAAGCUUGAGCAUAUGUCUGUCGCACACAUCACUGACAAUGGCCUGGAGGUUAUCGCUCCCAAAGAGAUAACAGAAUCCCAUGUUGUUAUGGACAUAUCUCACCAAUCUCUGUUUGGACUCAUUUGGACUUUUACUGACUUUGUAUUGGGAAGGAACAUUAAAGCACUGGUGCUACUGUUUCUUCAAAAAAGUUCUAAUCCAGAACUUCAUGUCUUGCUGUUGUCAAAGAAUGCUGAACUAGAGAAGGUGAAGAAAAAGAAAAAGAGACAAGGACAGUUCCUCAUUGACAGAAACCCUAGAUGUAUAAUAAACACACAGAAAUAUUACAAUCUCUGCACUGGCCAACCUGAACUAGAAGUGACACCUAAUAACCCUCAGAGGUAUGUUGUGGACUAUGAGAACUUCUUUCCGGUGUUUACAGUACUUUGCAGUACAGAGCAGAAGGUGAAACUAAUCCUCAUGGAAGGAACGAAUCAAGUGUGGGAAAGCACUGUCAACAUUGGAGUGGAUUUGUGGAAAACAUCUAGAGAAUCUGAAGAGACCAUAUUUUUUAGGAAACACAAUGUCACACUACAAACUCGCAUAGGGAGCUUGCCGCCUCUUCUGAUUUAUCUACAGAAGGAGGGAGUUUUGAAUAAUAUUGAAAGGAAUGAAAUCAACAGCAAACCUACACCAAUUGCGAAAAAUCAAGAUCUUCUAACCAAGGUGGAAAAUAAAGGCAAAACAGCUCAAAAAAGUUUUUAUCAUGCACUUAAGUUAUCAGAUCCUUCCCUGUUUCAGGAUCUGCAGGAGACUUAGAAGAAUGAAUGAAAUAACUCUGUAUUGAAAGGGUUGAAAUCAACAGCAAAGUUAUAGCAAUUGAGAAAAGACAGGUCAUUUUGUGUUACACUGACUGUUCUACUGUGGUGUGUACUCUUCACAGUGUUUCAAAAUUCCCAAUAAGGCAAUUGAUUAUACGCCAAGGGAAUAUGUAAAUCAUUUAUUUUCAAUGACAGCAAAACAAGAUAAUGGUGAUAUGUAAUAUAUUGAA
Molecule: messenger RNA, 2046 nt
Organism: Sardina pilchardus (European sardine)
Lineage: Eukaryota; Metazoa; Chordata; Actinopteri; Clupeiformes; Clupeidae
Product: NACHT, LRR and PYD domains-containing protein 1b allele 1-like
Exons: 14
Coding region: 246-1814 (522 amino acids)
Biological process (GO): regulation of apoptotic process
Source: RefSeq, a predicted model, not a curated record